AUGGACGGGCUGGGCUCGCCCCUGAAGACGGUGGCAGCCGGUGUGAGUUCUGAGCACGCGCAGAAUAGAGUCUGUCCCUUAGAGUUACGGCUCUGGCAUCGAUUGACUGGGCUGCUGCGCCCGCGCAGGCGCUGUGGGUUGGGUGCCAUCUUUGUUGUGGGUGACGGAGGCAAGCGAGCGUCCUGCCGCCCGGAGUUGGAUGGUGCCAUCGUCCCCUUUAGCGAUUGCUCCUGCCUGCUGCCAAGGCCGGACGGUGCAGGCGGGAUGGCGGAGCGCGGCGACCCCUCGCCCGCGGGGGGCUCCGGCCGGACCUGGUGCCUCAGGCGAGUGGGGAUGAGCGGCCAGUGGCUCCUGCUGGAGAGCGGCAGCGAGGUAACUAUAGGCCGAGGAUUUGGUCUCACCUACCAGCUGGUCUCAAAAACCUGCCCACUGAUGAUCUCUCGUUACCACUGUGUUUUCAAGCAGAAUGCACAAGGCCAGUGGACAGUUACAGACAACAAGAGUCUAAAUGGUGUUUGGUUGAAUAAGGAACGUCUUGAUCCAUUAAAGGCCUAUCCAAUAGGUGAAGGAGACCAUAUUCAACUAGGAGUGCCUUUGGAUAACAAAGAGACUGCUGAAUAUGAAUAUGAAGUGAUGAAGGAAGAAUGGGAGAAAGUUAGUCCAUUUUUAGCCCCGAGGAAUGACCAACUGAUGGGGAAACCUAAGGGUGCAAGAACUAAACGUAAACUUAGUUUGGAGGAAUCAGAGGCAUCUGGAGCAGAAGGCCCUUCGAAUUCCAGAUCUAAAAGGGACAGAGUGUCCUGCGAUAGUGAACCUUUGGGUAGAUCAUGUGGGAGGGCAGAGCUGGCCAAACAGCCAACAGAAAACAUGGAUGUCAAGCUACCUUCUCCUGGACCAAGCGUGGAGGAGGAUAAAGCUACAGUAUAUUGUAAUCCUAUGAACUCUGAGAAAGCUCUGUCUCUUAGCCAUAAGGACCAGAAAGCCUCUAGUCUGGCACAGUCUUGGACUGGUUUGGAAAUGCUGAGGAAAACCCUGGGAAAUAUAAUGAAGCUGAAAGUCAAGGUGGAGGAGAAGCAGACAGCUGUUUUGAGUGUGAAGAAGAGCAGGAAGUCUGGCCAAAAAGAGAUCCGAGUGAUGGAGCAGGAGCUGCGGGAAUUGCAGGACCAGCUGUGCACUGAACAGGAACAUCAGCAGCAGAGGGUGGAACAGCUGGAGAGGACAUUCUAUGAGGAGCAGCAGCAGCUUCUGGAGGGAGUGAAGAAGCAGCAAGGGGAAGAGAAUUUGAAGGAGCAACUGGCCCAGGUUCUGCAGGAGCAUCGUGCCCUGAUGGAUGAGCUGAGCCGUAGCAAGAAGGAUUUUGAAGAGAUAAUUCAAGCUAAGAAUAAAGAGUUGGAAGAGACUAAGGAGGAGAAGGAGAAGGCGAGAGCGCAAAAGGAGGAGGUUUUGAGUCAGAUGAAUGAUGUACUGGAGAAUGAGCUGCAGUGCACAAUCUGCUCUGAACACUUCAUUGAGGCUGUCACUCUGAACUGUGCACACAGCUUCUGCUCCUACUGCAUCAAUGAAUGGAUGAAACGUAAAGUGGAGUGUCCCAUCUGCAGGCGGGAGAUACAAUCCAAGACGCGCUCCCUGGUUCUGGACAACUGCAUUGACAGGAUGGUCGAAAACUUGAACUUGGAGAUGAAGGAGCACCGCCUGGCUCUCAUCCGAGAGCGCAAAGAGAAACAGGAUGUCUUAGUGAACCCAGCCACGGACAGUGAGAGCAGUAUCAUUUCUUCUAUCUAUUCCAUCUUGUCGAUGAGCAGUUAUGACAGUGAUGACUUUGAGGAGGACUCUGACUACGAUAAUAUCUAUGAUAUCUAUGGUAUCUGA
Emys orbicularis (European pond turtle) is the source of this 1869-nucleotide messenger RNA. RefSeq names its product ring finger protein 8 (gene RNF8). The coding region runs from base 1 to 1869 and encodes 622 amino acids. Gene Ontology annotation, molecular function: histone binding; ubiquitin protein ligase activity. The transcript is spliced from 8 exons. Gene Ontology annotation, biological process: double-strand break repair; protein K48-linked ubiquitination; ubiquitin-dependent protein catabolic process. Gene Ontology annotation, cellular component: site of double-strand break; ubiquitin ligase complex; cytosol. NCBI's taxonomy places the organism in Eukaryota, Metazoa, Chordata, Testudines, Emydidae. The record is from RefSeq and is a predicted model, not a curated record.